Messenger RNA from Onychomys torridus (southern grasshopper mouse), 628 nucleotides. Its product is annotated as DPH3 homolog. The record is from RefSeq and is a predicted model, not a curated record. Gene Ontology annotation, biological process: protein histidyl modification to diphthamide. Bases 122 to 370 code for a protein of 82 amino acids. Gene Ontology annotation, molecular function: metal ion binding. The transcript has 3 exons. NCBI's taxonomy places the organism in Eukaryota, Metazoa, Chordata, Mammalia, Rodentia, Cricetidae.
GUUAUGUCAUCGCCUUGCGCCGCCCGGAAGUGAUUGUGCCUGCUUCCGGGUCAGCCGGGACGCCCAGGCCUUCCAGAACCAGCCGAGUUAAGCAAACUGAUGAAGAGUCCACCCGGUGACCAUGGCGGUGUUUCACGAUGAGGUGGAGAUCGAGGACUUUCAAUAUGACGAGGACUCGGAGACGUAUUUCUACCCCUGCCCCUGUGGGGAUAAGUUCUCCAUCACCAAGGAAGAUUUGGAGAAUGGAGAAGAUGUGGCAACGUGCCCUAGCUGCUCUCUCAUUAUAAAAGUGAUUUAUGACAAAGAUCAGUUUAUGUGUGGAGAAACAGUCCCAGCACCUUCAGUCAACAAAGAGUUAAUUAAAUGCUGAAGAAGCCCCUGAAACCCAAAUCCUGAGCAGCAGGGAAAGAGCCCAGGUGGCUGGAUCAAGUGUAAACAACCUCUUCACAGGACAGCUGUCUGUGGCUGGCUCUUCCAUGUGGAUCUCCAUCAGCCGCUGAAUUCAUCAUAAACUCAUGAGCCUGUGACGUGUCAGACCUGGAUUUCAUGUUCCCAUGGAAUUGGAAGGAUUCCUAAUUGUCCAUCUGAAUUUGAAGGAAGAGCCUUAUAAACUGGUGCUUCUCCUUUC